AUGCACCACAAAAAUCUUAGUGUGAUUGGUUUGCUGGUAGACGAAGUGAACCCUCUUGUGAGCGUGAUGAAGGUUGACAAGGCCCCAACUGAAUCCUAUGCAGACAUUGGAGGUCUUGAAGAUCAGAUCAUGGAGAUGAAGGAGGCUGUGGAAUUGCCUUUGACUCAUCCGGAACUGUACGAGGAUGUUGGCAUUAAGCCACCCAAGGGUGUCAUCCUGUAUGGAGUGCCUGGCACUGGAAAAACUCUCCUGGCUAAGGCCGUCGCAAGUGAGACUUCUGCAACCUUUCUCCGAGUUGUCGGAAGUGAAUUGAUCCAAAAAUAUCUGGGAGAAGGGCCCAAGCUGGUGCGAGAAAUGUUCCGAGUCGCACAAGAACACGCUCCAUCCAUCAUUUUCAUCGAUGAGAUCGAUGCAGUUGCCACAAAGAGGUAUGACACAACCAGUGGUGGCGAGAAAGAGAUUCAGCGUACAAUGUUGGAGUUGCUGAAUCAGCUGGACGGCUUUGACGAUCGAGGAGAUGUUAAGGUGAUCAUGGCAACAAACCGCAUAGAGUCGCUGGAUCCUGCCAUGAUCCGUCCAGGCCGCAUUGAUCGUAAGAUUGAGUUUCCGCUUCCGGACGAAAAGACGAAGCGGCGCAUCUUCCAGAUCCAUACGGGAAAAAUGACCUUGGCGGACGAUGUUAACCUGGAGGAGUUUGUCGUUGCCAAGGAUGAUCUAAGUGGUGCUGAUAUCAAGGCGAUUUGCACCGAAGCAGGAAUGCUUGCGCUCCGCGAGCGACGAAUGAAGGCUGACAUGAGAAAAGCCAAGGAAAAGGCCCUCUACAAAAAGAAAGGAUUUUCCCAGACACUUUGCGUCAGUUGCGCCAUGCUGAGCGUUUGCAUCUUUGAAGUGAAGUUCAAGGAACUUCAAGAUAAGUUUCAGGAAGUGCUCGACGGCUACAACACUCAGAAGGCUGAGUCCAAGGACUUGAAGGAUGAAAUUGCCAGUAACAAGUCUGCAACGGACACCCUGGUGGAUGAGAUCCGUCAAGAGCUUCAAACUGCGACUUCUGAAUUGAAGGAGAGACUUGAGCGACUCCAAGAUGAUCCAGAUGGCGAAGGGGGCAUCAAGCAACUUCGAACAGAGGUGACAACUUUUUCAGAGGAGAUCAACAAGUAUAGAAAUGAGAUGGAAGACCACGGAAGGAAAACAAAAUCCUGCAAGAGUGACACGGACGACAUGAGAAUCAAGAUGGCUGAGUGCAUGAAGAAAUGCGAAGACACUACAAAUGCAGGAAAUUCCGCUGAGGUCAGGCUCAAAGAGAUUGAAGACACAUGUCAGCAAGUCCAAGAAAGACAGAAGGUGGUGGAAGAUUCAGUGGCCGGCAAGUACAGUGAGCUGUGGAAGGAUGUCCUGCAUGCUUUGGAUAAGAUGAAAAACGAGAUGCUGGAGCUUGUACAGGAGGACACGGGAACGAAGUUUGACAUUCAGUCCCAGGUCAAGUACGUCUCCAAAUUAAUUUCGUCUGUCCACAAUGACCGGCGGAAACUUGCAGUGACCAAGCAAUUUCUCACCUUUUGGCAGCACUAUACUUGGACAGAGGUUCACAGGAAGAUUGGUCUCAAUAUCAUCGCAGGCUUUUUCAGGCGGCGGACACACCAGGUGUUGCAUCGAUGGGUUCACCAUACCUCCAUCGAAAACUUGAAAGCAGACUUGCGAACGGAAUACUCCAAAAUGAUUCCUGAUUUGCCAAAGGAAAUCGAGGCAUCAGGACUGCCAGACAAAUGCUUACAACUCGAAGGUGAACUAGAGACCUCGAGGAAAGACUUGGGCGAAAUGAAAGUUAGCGUCGAAGAUUACGGGACACGCAUUGACAGAAGUGAAGCGCGAGCAAAUGCUGAAGACAGCCGCGCUGAAGAACUAUCACUGCGGCUGCAAGAGGUUGCAGAGGAAUUGCAAGCCUUUAAGCCGCAAACCCAUGAAACAAUGAGUCAGCUUGGAGCGCGCAUUGAAGACACACAGCUUUGGAACAAGAAACUGGAGGAGGACCAAAGACAUUUAGCCAAGAUGGAGGAGGUGAAAGAAGUUCAAGCUGACAUUGCUCGGUUUUGGCUUUGCAUCAAAACUUUGGACACUGCCAAAGCCAACAAGACGGACGUGGACUCUUUUGCCUUGGAGACAAGAAAUAUGCACAAGCAGUCCUCCCGGCACAUUCAAGACUUGGAAGAGAAAGUUUCGGACAAAGUGCAAGAGGAGACCAUCCGAAUGCAAGAGAAGUGUUCAGAGCUCGAUGGCAAGGUAGAUGAAAGAGCGAAGCAGCUUGAACAGAUGAGUGCUCACAUGGACAAUCAGUGGCAACGACUUGCUGCCCUUGUGGAGAAGCUGGCAAAUGAGCAGCAGAUGCUUGUGACUCAGGCUGCGCCAAGGACAACCAGAAAUUCGAGACCUGCGAGUGCACAAAGGUUGCCGCGCAAUGGAUCGGAGAGGACUCUGGAUGUGUCAAGCAAUAUACCAGUUGCGACAGUGAACGCGUUGUCACCGAUUGACAGCUCGCUGAGAGAGAGAGAAAGACUAGAACCGUCUGUGAAUGGCAUUCUGGGGCCGAAAAGCCGCGGAGGUCGUGAAGUCCCCAGGACAGGAGCCUUUCAAACAGCGGUGACCCAAAGUGAGCUUUCUGAAAUGCUUUGUGAUUCUAGUCUGUCCGAGAACUCGGCUUUUGAGCAUGGAGCCCCGAGCGCCCCGAGCCAUCUCCAUGGUAGCAAGAAGCUACAUAUGGCUAUGGGCUACGGGAACGGUGAACAAGCUGGCAGGAUCAUGGACGUGAACAGGAUCUUUUGUGCAGAGCAGAUCACAGUCCCUCCGGCCCUUCCGGAUAUUCUGAAGGCAACCUGGCACGACUUCACCAAGGCCGUGAUCAGAGAGGACCCCUCAGCAGGUGAGGCUGAUCCUGCUCGGUUCUUAGCCGUGUCAGUAUACCGCUCCACCUUCAGUUGUCGAGUAAAAACUGGAAUCAAGAGGGAGAGUUCGAAAGUGCAUGAGCAAAGGAGGAAUGCAGUGAAUGCAGUAGAGUUCUGUCAUGUUCGGAGUAUGAAGAAGAGCUUGCAAGGCUCCGACGGGAGAAUCUUUGGAUGCGCCACCGUCUUGGAUUUGCCCAGGUUCUGGGCAAGCUCAGCAUUAGUGGAACAAGAGAGGCAUGCUUGCUACGCCAACUCUAUCCGCUGGUACUCCUACAGGGAAGCUGGUCUUGCUCCCAUCGUCAUCAAUGGAGGGAUUGUGGAGGCGAAAGAAUACACUUUUCAGACAAAGUCCUUGUGGCAGAAGAGUGCGGUGAAGUUGUCAGCUUGGGAAGGUAAUUUGACAGCAGAGUUCACCCAAGACCUCGACAAAGUUGCCCUGCCUGCCAUGUCUGUGGAACUUGGGACAAAUAAUAAGCGUGGAAAUGGACGAUGGAAGCGGAAGCUCCAGCUUCCGAUGAGUCCGAAUGCUCCUGUCCGACUUUCCUGGGAUGUAGCCAGCAUGGUCCUCAUUAGUUAUGAUGUUUGGUGGAUACCUCUUCAAUGCUUCAAUCCCGAUGAGGAUUUUUUCACCACCAUGAUGGGCUGGAUCUCGCUGGUCUUUUGGACAUUGGACAUGGCAGCAACCCUGAUGGUGGGUUACUUUGACAACGGUGAGCUGAUUCUGGAUCCCAAAAAGAUUGGGUGUAGGUAUUUGCGGACAUGGUUUCUUCCUGACCUGAUUGUGGUACUACCUGACUGGUUUACCCGCGUUGUAGACACUGAAGGUGGAGAUGGACUAGCCACAGCUGCGAGGAUGAUCAAAGGUUUCCGAGCCAUUCGGAUUCUUCGACUGCUGCGGCUGUUGAAACUUCAACGCUUGAUGAACAUGGUCUACGACCUGAUUGACAGUGAGUACAUGUUCAUUGUGUUUACCAUGAUCCGCUUAAUUGUCGCAAUCACUGUUCUGAAUCAUGUGAUAGCGUGUAUUUGGUACCUCGUUGGCUACCUGAGUAUGGAAGCAGGCAUGCCAAACUGGCUAGAGGAUACAGGAUUGCAACCAGUCAAAGAAGCAGAGUUUGCAUGGCGGUAUUUGACGUCUCUCCACUGGAGCCUGACUCAAUUCACGCCUGCUUCAAUGGACGUCAGCGCCCGGAACGAGUGGGAAAGAGUGAUGUCAAUUCUUGUUCUGUUUUUUUCCUUGGUUGCCUUCUCCUCGAUUGUAGGAAGUGUAACGAACUCCAUGACUGCUCUGCGCAACAUGAGCGGGGACAACAAAAAGCAGUUUUGGCUCCUGCGGCGCUUUUUGAAUCACAAGAAAAUAGGUAAGACGACAUCUGCACGAAUUAUCCGAUUCCUGGAGCACCAGACUGCGAACCAGCAGGGUGAUGUGAAUCCAAGUUCCAUCACAAUUUUGACACUGCUCUCAGAACCUUUGAAGAAUUUGUUGGCGUACGAGCUCAGCAAGAAGCACGUAGAACUCCACCCGUUCUUCGCUCAUCUGGAGCAAGAGAUGAGCCCAAUUCUUGUGAAGCUUUGCGAUACAGUUCUUCAAGCGAUUGAUUUGGCAAGUGAAGAUGUUGUUUUUCAUCCUGGUGAAGAAGGGGAGAAAAUGUACUUCGUCAAGAGUGGAAGUUUCGAGUGCGCCGUGUGGCCAGCUUCCGGUUGUAAUUUGUGUUUUGUCUUGGUCAUGAAACGUGCAGAGUGCCAGGAGAGCCAAUUUCGUUCCGGUUUUGCAAACUGGGAAUGCAUAAUCACUCAUUCCAGACUGAUAGCGGCAUUCAACAUGCUCUCUAGUCUUAGACCAACCUUGCCCAUCCGCCUGCCGAUCUACGCAAUGCUCUCUGAGAUGCCGAUGGUGCCCUUUCCAAAGAGUGAAGGAAAGAGGGAUGACUUGGUGCUGCUCGAUGGAGAGUCGCUCCUUGCGAAGCCAGAGAACGCCUGUUCUGCAGGUGCUCCCAUGGACCUUGCCGACUGUUUUGCCGCACAGGAUUUUGGUGCAUGUAGCUCAGUGCUUUUGCAGGAGCUCAAGGGUGGUGAAGAGACCGACUUGCUGCCACUGCUGGUUGGAAUGCUAGGCCAUAUUGGAGGAAUUGAAUUUGCUGAUCAAACAGACCAAAGACAAAGGCGACGCGGAGCAUUUACCAAAUCUGUGCAGGUUAGUGGGCAGAAUGUCAAGGUUCCGGAAUCAGAAGCAUUUCGAAGACUGCGCAGGGCUGCUUUUCCUUCGGAUGCCAAGACAUUGGUUUCUCACGAGCUUGGAGAUGGGCUUGACUCUGAUGAGAUUUCAGGAGACGUUUUGGCCAGAUUUGGAUUCUUGGAAGGCAGGCGCGGAUCAGAAGAUCUGAGGAAAGCGAUGAACGAUGAGCUCGGAGAUGAGCGAAGCCUUGCUGAGGAGCCAUGUGGCUUUUGAGUUUAGCAUGGUGUUUCACGGACACCACUGCUGGAAAGAGAAAAAAACC
This is a messenger RNA of Cladocopium goreaui, 5434 nucleotides long. NCBI's taxonomy places the organism in Eukaryota, Dinophyceae, Suessiales, Symbiodiniaceae. The record is from the annotation of a GenBank genome assembly.